Wasmannia auropunctata (little fire ant) is the source of this 2787-nucleotide messenger RNA. RefSeq names its product putative glutathione-specific gamma-glutamylcyclotransferase 2. The record is from RefSeq and is a predicted model, not a curated record. Gene Ontology annotation, cellular component: cytoplasm. Gene Ontology annotation, biological process: glutathione catabolic process. Bases 1291 to 2010 code for a protein of 239 amino acids. Gene Ontology annotation, molecular function: gamma-glutamylcyclotransferase activity; glutathione specific gamma-glutamylcyclotransferase activity. NCBI's taxonomy places the organism in Eukaryota, Metazoa, Arthropoda, Insecta, Hymenoptera, Formicidae. The transcript has 4 exons.
AUUUUUGCCCCGCGAUCGAGCGACUAAAUUGAGCAUUUGACGAAAUUUGUUUUUGAAAUCUUUCACGUUCGGAGUCGCGCGUAACUUCCUGUAUUUUAAACACGUGCGUAUGUCAUACUUUGAUAGUACGCGCGAAUUUUUUCAGAUUAAUCCGAUCAACGGAAUGCUCACGCACAUCCGGUGCGUCAAUCAGGCGGUUCGUUUCAUCAUCCAUCCCCCACCACGACCACCGCUGGCGUGUACUCCACUACUUUUCUCUGUCUUCCCCGAUUCGCAGUGCUCUCUCCCGGCAUCUCUCUUUCUCUCUCUCUCUCUUCCCUCCUGUCGGCGCGCAUCUGGUCUAGUUCGCCGAAUGUUAACCGGCUAGUACAGUCAGCCGGCAGCUCUCAUCGGACCCUGACAAGUGAUUCGACCUUUCGGGAUUCUCCAAAUGUCUCAGAAAUACUUGAGCAUACAUACGUUCGAGAUCACAGGACAGUCACGAGAAAUCGAUCUUUUUGGAGCGAAUUUCCCCGAUUGACUAGAUCCGAAGAUCGAUCUUGAGGACCUGGCGCAUCACCACGGAGUAGACACGUGGAUAGUCGGAAUGACAGCGAAACAGGAGCACCUCGUCGUUACAACACCACGCCGGCUGUCCGAACCGUUUCACGAAUUAGUAAAUUGAAAUCACCGUGUGUUAUCCGCAAGGAAUCCAGAGACGCAAACGCGUGCAUCGGCGCGAUGAUCGAGAAUUGAUUCAGUGAUCAUCGUGUGAAAGUGAAAUCUGUCAUCAAUUCGAUUAUAUGGAAUUGCCGCUGAUUGAUUACAAUCCGGCAAAAAGCUAUCGGUGAUCUCCUUCGACUGGCAUCGAAAGGAUAUAGGAUAAUUAUAGAUCUUUAUUUUGAUAGAAAAAAAUUUAUUGUAUAUAUCUAGAAAAAAGGAUAAAAAAUAUGAGAAAACCGUUCGAAUUGAAACGGAUUUUUUAUCGAGACAUUCAGAGAAUCCGAAGAGAGACUGAUAAAAUUUGGAGCAAAAUAUUUGAGCAGAUAUUUGCAAGAUGAACUUUGUGAUCAUUUCGUAGUAACAAGAUCCAUUUAUAUAGAUCACAAUAUGUAUACGAAUUCUUGACGAUAGUAGAAAUGUAUCGUAGGACACUGAGUUUUUAAUUUAAAAAUGUUGCUUUGACAUUUCAAUACUAUACUCAGGAACGAGACAGAAAAGAGAUAAAGGGAAAAGGAUAUAAAAGAAGAAAUAAGAAAGAAACACGGUUUGAUCAUUACCUGACUUUCUUUUUCGCAAGAGACCGCAGAAAUGAAUAGUACACAAGGAAACGAGCUGUGGGUAUUCGGGUACGGAUCGCUGUGCUGGUAUCCCGGUUUCUCGUACACCAAAAGCGCGACCGGCUACGUGAGGGGUUUCAGCAGGCGAUUCUGGCAGGGCAACACCACGCACCGUGGAACGAUCGAAAAGCCUGGACGAGUCGCUACCCUAAUCGAGGACAAAGAGGCAAUAGUUUACGGACGAGCAUUUCAGCUUCAGGACACCGCGGCGUUAUCCUAUUUAGAAAACCGCGAAUGCUCCUUAGGAGGAUACCUGACGACCAUCGCGACAUUUCACAGCCGGGACGGGAAUAAACAAUUCCCCGUGGUAAUUUACAUCGCCACCAGCAAAAACGAGCAGUGGCUCGGCGAGGCAUCGGUGCAGACUAUAGCGUGUCAAAUCACCGAAAGUUCCGGUCCGAGCGGACAUAACGUCGAGUACCUCUUACGCUUGGCGGAGUUUAUGCACCGUUACUUGCCGGAGGCGCACGACGAGCAUCUCUUCACGCUGGAAAUGUUGGUGCGCUCGCGAAUAAAGGAGGAGAACAUGUGCCUGGUGACGCUGAUGGGAAAUCGCGACUUCGUCAUCGACCUCGACGAGGACGCGGAAUUGGCCGUUCGCGCGGAGGAAGUUAACGAGCGGCCCCGAGAGAACUCCUUCCAAUUCAGCGCGCGGAUUCCGUCCAAGAGUUUACGUUGUGUAAAAAUGUAGACAAUUCGCACAGUUGUAUUUUUCAACUUUAAUCGCAACACCGUAUGUGCAGUAUGAUAAUGAAACAAGCGGUAAUUUAUUUUUUUUACAAAAGAAAUAAUUCGAGUACAAACUUCCGAAUGUAUAAAAGCGCGAGCUAAUAAUGAAAUCACAUUCUCGUAGAAUCUGAAUUUUGAAUUGCAGGGUCGACAAACAGUUACUUGAAGAGGAACGUAAAGAAAAGAAGCUUUACGGUCUAAAUUUAAAAAGCAGCCAGUUUGCAAAUUUCUUCGAGAAUAUGAUCUCAUUGCUGGUAUACGUUUCCUUUUGACGCUAUACAUAUAUAUGUGUUUGUGAGACGGCUGUGUUAAUUUUGUAUCAUGCAACGUGCUGGACACGUGCACACCUAGAUCGAAUUUCCUACUAUUUUAUAAGACUACUCUAUUACGUAUUAUUUUUAAUUUAAAAGGAUAUAUCUCUUAUUAUUUUAAUAUUGAGAAUUAUAAUUACAAUGCAGAUGCGGAUAAUAAUAAAAAGAUAGUCAUUUCAUUCAAAUCGCGAAAAUUCUAAAAUCUGAGACGUGAAGAUAAAAAGAAAGGCAUUUGUAAUUUAUGUGUGAAACACACUUGUCGAAGACCAUUUUCCUCUUUUAAACGUUUGACUUUAAUGACAUUCUAUAUAGUAUUGCAAAUUUAGUACAUUGAUUUAAUUCUAUACUAACAUAUUAAUUCAUAUUGUACAUAUAUUUAUUUCUUUAAAAAUUAUAUUUUUAGAGAGAAUUUAAUGUUAUAUUGUAUA